AUGGAUAUUGAGGAAGAGGAAGAUAAUGCUCCUGACAAAGAUAAAGAACAAAGUGUUAGAGUCUCCGGCGCCACCGUGAAAUUGGUUGGCUCGCCGGAGAAGAAGGUGCUGCGCGUGACCGAUGCACGAAAUUUUCUCAACUUACAAAUGGAUAGGAUCAGUGAUUUACCUGAUGAUCUCAUAUGCCACAUCCUCACUUUUCUCUUUACCAAGGAUGUCUUUCGUACUAGUGUCCUUUCGAAGAGGUGGAUUGAUGUAUGGCGGUCGGUUCCUGCCCUCAGAGUCGUGGAAGGAGAAAUAGGAGAUAGAGAAACCGAUUUCCGUAUAACCGAGCUUGUCUCCUCGGUUUUGCUCUCUCUUCAUCCUAUUAAGUGUUGCAAACUUUACCUCUGGUAUAGUGAUCUUCAAGUCGGCCGUCUUGCUUUUCCUAGGUUCGUAAAAUGGAUCAACUUUGUAUUACAACGCAAAGUCGAGUUCAUUGAUUUAGCAUUUGCCAUAGCAGAUGCUACUCGUGCCAAAUUGCCCAGAAGCAUUCUAAGCUGCAAGACCCUUGUUGAUCUCGAGUUGCAUUUCUUUAUUAUCAAGGAUAUUUUUUCCAUUAGUCUCCCCUCCCUCAAAACCCUUUGUUUGGACUAUAUGUCGUUUUGGAAUGUUCAAGGUUUCUUAUUGCUUCUGGCGGGAUGUCCCAAUCUUGAGAAUAUACAGGUAAAUGAGGUAACGUUUCUCUCACAAGAGGUUCUUACCUAUGAAGAGAACCUUGCCUAUCAAGAGAUGUGUAAAAGCUUAACCUUAAGCAAGUUGAGCAAAGCAACUUUGAUGAACACUUUUUGUCACUUUCCCUUGAACGCCUUUCGUAAUGUGAAGAGUUUGAUCAUAGAUUUAAAUAAGGUGUAUCGGGUUAAUGGUGAGAUUCCCACCUUCCAUAAUUUGACCAAAUUGAAACUUUCCUCUAUAAACUAUAAUUGGAAGUUGUUGGUUCAAAUGCUCAAAAAGUGUCGUUACCUUCAACAUUUUCACCUUUCUCAGGGCACCUCCAAUGAGAUAAUAGAAGAUGUCGAGGGGAAUUGGGAGGAUCCUGUAUUUGUUCCGAAAUGUGUUUCUUCGCAUCUUAAAACAUGCGAGUUCAAGUUCUUUUCAGGCAAAGAAGGUUUGAAUUAUGAACCUUGUGGUCCUGAUCUUUUGUCUAGGUGCACGAGUUUAGGCAAAUUCUUCACAUCCAACCGACAACGGCGAUUCCUCCCAAUGAGAUGA
Vicia villosa (hairy vetch) is the source of this 1251-nucleotide messenger RNA. Its product is annotated as FBD-associated F-box protein At4g13985-like. Lineage: Eukaryota; Viridiplantae; Streptophyta; Magnoliopsida; Fabales; Fabaceae. The coding region runs from base 1 to 1251 and encodes 416 amino acids. The transcript has 7 exons. The record is from RefSeq and is a predicted model, not a curated record. Gene Ontology annotation, molecular function: protein binding.